UCGUGAUUCUCUCCUAUAAUUUCAAUUUCAUCCGCACUGGUUUUUAGCCGCACCGCCGUGCUCCGCCGCAUAGAACCACCGGCUCCACCGCAAGGCAGUGGCAAUAUAGAGGAGGCCUUUCUCCGCGCUGAUUAAGUGGCGACAGCUGGACGUAGUUUUUGGAUUUGCAGAUUCAGUUUCCUCCACUGAUCCACGACGAUUCAGGCACAAUCAAAAUCGCGGCGUCGAAAUUUCUACCCUAGGUCCGAGUUCUCGUCUAAUUUCGUUAUCACUUUUUACGGAUUGGAGAUUAAGUUGAGAAAUUUUGCGAUCUGUGGUGUUAGGAACGUUAAGCGGUGACGCUCGGCUUGAUUUCAUUUUACCUUUUUCGGUUUUCCAUUUCCAUAUCCCCAACCCUAAUUUUCGGUAGUAAUAAGUACGGCAUCGCAAGAUUCGACACGCUAGAUUUCCUUUGGGAGCAGUAGUGGAAGCGAUGAUGAUAGGGGCCGUCCAGUUAGGGCUAUUGGCGGCCUGUGUAGUUCUGUUCGUGCCCAUGGGUAUGGCGGGAUGGCAUUUGAGUCGCAACAAAAUGCUCUUCUUCAGCUGCGCUCUGUUCAUCACUCUUGCUGUUGGUGUCCAUUUGAUGCCUUAUUUCCCUUCAAUUCCUUCAUUUCUAUCGCCCUCAGAUGUGAUUCCUCCACCGGCCACCAUCUACAGCGAUGCGUGUGUUUCUUUCCUCCAUAGUGUAGUUUAUCGAGAAUGCAGUGACAGCAUCGAUGAAGAUAGUCAUGAAAGUGGUUGCAAGUCAUGGGACUGGAUUAGAUCUGAUCAGGUAAAGGAGUGUGAGUUUCAGAAGCUGAAGAACUCCGAUGCAUCGGAUUUAUUGAAUGGAUCGUGGGUGGUUGUUGCAGGGGACUCUCAAGCAAGGUUAAUAGUAGUUUCAUUGUUGGAGCUAGUUAUGGGAUCCGAAUACAUCGAUAGUAUACGCGGGGAUCUGUUCAAGAGGCAUAGUGAUUACUCGGUGAUUGUUAACAAGAUAGGAAUGAAGUUAGAUUUCGUAUGGGCGCCGUACGUCGGAAAUUUGACCAAAUUCGUUUCAAGUUUGAAGCAAAACAAUUUUCCGGAUGUUCUAGUCAUGGGGGCGGCGUUGUGGGAUAUGCUGCACGUGAACAAUGCAACGGAAUACCGUAAUUCAUUGCGUGUGUUGAGAAAUAAUUUGCUGCCAUUUUUACCCGUUUCUUCAAAUUCAGACGGCGGAAAUGGAGGUGGAGGGGUAAGUGAAUUCAAAUCGGCCCGUUCAUUGCACUUGUUUUGGAUUGGGAUGCCGACAUUGAUAACUUCGAUGUUGAACACGGCUGAGAAGAGGGAAAAAAUGAGCGAGGCAAUGUGCAGUUUCUACGAUGAUGAGCUUUAUCGGAGUAAACUUUUGCGUCAAUCCGGUGGACCACUUCUGAAGCUUGAUAUUCGUUUGUUGAGUGACUUGUGUGGCCCUCACUGUACCGCUGAUGGCAUGCAUUAUAAUGCAGCUGUGUAUGAUGCAGCCGUUCAUAUAAUCUUGAAUGCCUUGCUCAUCGAAUCUAAUCAGAAACCACACUGAUACGAUUUUGGUUAUGGACAGAAAUUGAUUCUUUGUGAAGGAGUUAGAAGUUUUUGAAUUGAGAAUAUACACAGUACCGUUGACGUUGGUUCAAUCUUGUAUAUGCGGGCUUUGCAGGUUCUUCCACUAUUGACAUUUACGACACCGGUAUUCAAUUGUUGACAUCGGUUAGGUAAGUCUCGAGAAUUUAUCAUUGUAGUUUAGGUGUAGGAUUGGGUUUUUUUUAUUUAAUAUUGUGCUUGACUAAUACUUCGGGGUUGAAUUCUUAGUUAGAGAGACCAUUAUAUGUCACGUCCAAUUUUGAUGUGAAGAGAUAGUGUGCUAAGGGCAAUCUUCUUGAUCCACAAGAGGAGAUUAUUCCUUCAUUCUGUAUACAUCAUGAAAAUUUAUCUGAUUUUGCCUUGUUUUUCGAAAUUGUUCUUUGUUUCUUUGUUGCUCUUUGUAAUGAUUCUUGCAUGAAGUAAUGACACUUUUAUUCCAUAUUUGUA
Messenger RNA from Andrographis paniculata, 2064 nucleotides. RefSeq names its product protein ALTERED XYLOGLUCAN 9. Gene Ontology annotation, cellular component: Golgi apparatus. Gene Ontology annotation, biological process: carbohydrate metabolic process. The coding region runs from base 473 to 1576 and encodes 367 amino acids. Lineage: Eukaryota; Viridiplantae; Streptophyta; Magnoliopsida; Lamiales; Acanthaceae. The record is from RefSeq and is a predicted model, not a curated record. Gene Ontology annotation, molecular function: acetyltransferase activity. The transcript has a single exon.